CGAGGUGCUCAAGAGGUGCCCGAGGUCGUCGCCGGCGCACCCUUCAUGGCGGUCGGGUCGUCGGCGCCCGAGUUCUUCACGGUGAUUCGCCCCGCUCGUGACCGAGUCGGACGAGGGCGUCGGCGACAUCGUCGCCGCGCCGCCGUCUUCAACUCGAUGACCAUCGUCGGCUUGACUGGCAUCUUUGCCGGGCAUCUCGACCAGCAGAGGCGACCACCGAGUGCUACACGGACAUCGCGGACGAGAGUGCGGGCGUUCGCGCUGUCACUGUCACGUCUCGGCCCGUCCUCGACAUCGACCCGACCGCCGUCAUCGCCGCUCCGGUCGACGCGGCGUUCGACCCGGCCAUGUGUGCGCAAGAAGCCCUACGCGGCGCUCUUCGGGCUCGUCCCCGCAUCGAGGACGGGCUCUCAGCUCUCAUGAAGGGCGGCGGGCCGUGUCCGGAGAAGGCCCGCGUCGCCAUCUCCGGCAUGCCGGCAGCCCACUUCACCGUCGCCUCCUCGGUCGCUGCCGCUUCCCUCGCAGUACGAGGUCGGCGUACCGUCUGCGCGUACCUGCUCGAAGGCCUACAACCGCACCGCGGCGGCUUGUCGCAGGCGACCACCGAGUGCUACACGGACAUCGCGGACGAGAGUGCGGGCGUUCGCGCGGUCACUGUCACGUCUCGGCCCGUCCUCGACAUCGACCCGACCGCCGUCAUCGCCGCUCCGGUCGACGCGGCGUUCGACCCGGCCAUGUGUGCGCGAGAAGCCCUACGCGGCGCUCUUCGGGCUCGUCCCCGCAUCGAGGACGGGCUCUCAGCUCUCAUGAAGGGCGGCGGGCCGUGUCCGGAGAAGGCCCGCGUCGCCAUCUCCGGCAUGCCGGCAGCCCACUUUACCAUCGCCUCCUCGGUCGCUGCCGCUUCCCUCGCAGUACGAGGUCGGCGUACCGUCUGCGCGUACCUGCUCGAAGGCCUACAACCGCACCGCGGCGGCUUGUCGCAGGCGACCACCGAGUGCUACACGGACAUCGCGGACGAGAGUGCGGGCGUUCGCGCGGUCACUGUCACGUCUCGGCCCGUCCUCGACAUCGACCCGACCGCCGUCAUCGCCGCUCCA
Messenger RNA from Emiliania huxleyi CCMP1516, 1097 nucleotides. RefSeq lists its product as hypothetical. The transcript is spliced from 7 exons. The record is from RefSeq and is a predicted model, not a curated record. The annotation marks the transcript as partial. Lineage: Eukaryota; Haptophyta; Isochrysidales; Noelaerhabdaceae.